Molecule: messenger RNA, 2490 nt
Organism: Daphnia pulicaria
Lineage: Eukaryota; Metazoa; Arthropoda; Branchiopoda; Diplostraca; Daphniidae
Gene: alpha-Man-Ib
Product: endoplasmic reticulum mannosyl-oligosaccharide 1,2-alpha-mannosidase-like
Exons: 8
Coding region: 289-2130 (613 amino acids)
Biological process (GO): carbohydrate metabolic process; N-glycan processing
Cellular component (GO): endoplasmic reticulum; membrane
Molecular function (GO): mannosyl-oligosaccharide 1,2-alpha-mannosidase activity; calcium ion binding
Source: RefSeq, a predicted model, not a curated record
CCUGUGGUCUAUUAUGACGUCGAAUUCCUACAGACAGCAAAAUAUGCUCCGGUCAAGGUAUUAAUGAGAUUGUUAGCACAAGUCCUAAAAGUUUUCCGUGUUUUAAUGAAGUUUUACUAAAGUUUACCGUUAUCUGUUUUGAAACGAUGUAAAUAAGUGGCGAUAUUAUCGAUGCAGACGUCGAAAUCCUCCGACACAAAAAUUUAGGAUCCAUAGUUAGUUAGAGCAGGUUUUUCAUUUGUAAUUUUGUGGCUGGAAUAACCAGAGAAAUUAUUCACUGGUAAUUCAAUGGGGACACCUAUUCAUGAACGAGGAUACACAUCUGUCCUCGUACCUUAUGUACUUCAGUAUCCAGCCAACACUUUGUGGGGAGAAAAUACCCAAAGGAAACGUUUAUGGCGUAGGUGGAAUCAGCUAUCCAGAUUUCAGCGCAACACUUGUCUACUCUUCAUGGCUCUGCUAAUCACUUUGUCCAUACUAUUUGUGUUGCCUAACCUUCCAUCAAGUGGAGGUUUGCCAGCCCCAUCUAAAAACGAAGAAGCAGCAGGUCUGGAUACAGUGCAAGGAAUAAAACCAAGUUUAGAUUAUGAACGAGAACCUGAAGGUCCUCCAAAACCCAUCACUCAAUCAAGACCUAUCCAAGAAAAUUUCAGGCCACUUACCAAAGAAGAGGAAGAUAAUCAUGCUGGAAAGAAUGAAGACAAGUCUGUGAACCUACCCAGGAAUGGAUUUGAUCCACUCAACACGAACAACAAGAAAAUUAUUUUUACUGGACCCACCAACGACCGUCAAAGAGCAGUUGUGGAAGCUUUUAGUCACGCUUGGAAGGGUUACAAAACCUAUGCAUGGGGCCACGACCACUUGAAGCCGAUUAGCCAGACUUAUAACGAUUGGUUUCAUCUUGGAUUAACAAUCAUAGACUCUCUAGAUACCAUGUACAUAAUGGGUCUAACUGACGAAUUCAACGAAGCCCGUAGUUGGGUCAAAGACUCUUUGCAAUUCAAUGGAAAUCGAGAUAUUAAUUUAUUUGAAACCACUAUUCGAGUACUGGGCGGAUUGCUCAGCACGUAUCAUUUAUCUGGUGAUAAAAUGUUUCUAGACAAAGCGCUGGAACUGGGUUUGCUUCUUUUGCCGAGCUUUAAAACGUCUUCGGGGGUGCCAUAUUCCGAUGUUAACCUUGGCACGAAGAAGGCUCACCCUCCCAAGUGGAACGCCGACUCGACCACUUCGGAGGUGACGACCAUUCAACUUGAAUUUCGCGAUCUCAGCCGCUCGACUGGUGAUCCCACCUUCGAAGAGCUGUCGUUCAGAGUGUCAAAAUUUAUCCACAAGUUGCCAAAAACGGAAGGGUUGGUUCCCAUUUUUAUCAAUCCGAACACGGGCCAAUUCCGCAAGUCGACCAUAACGCUGGGAGCUCGCGGAGAUUCGUACUACGAGUACCUACUGAAGCAGUGGAUUCAGACGGGCAGGACCAUCGAUUUUUUACGAGAUGACUACAACGCAUCCAUCAGCGGCGUCAAGAACCUCCUCGUGCGUCAUUCCAAGCCGAACAAUUUACUUUUCGUCGGAGAGCUUAUCAACGGCAAUGACUUUAAAGCCAAAAUGGACCAUUUGUUGUGUUUCCUUCCGGGCACGCUGGCCCUUGGCGUUCACUACGGCAUGCCAAAAGAACAUUUGCGCCUGGCGGAGGACCUCCUCUACACUUGCUACCAGACUUACGCAGCUCAGCCCACUCAUCUAGCGCCCGAAAUCACUUAUUUCAACGAAGACGACGGUGACAACGACAUGAUCGUCAAACCGGCCGAUUCACACAAUCUCUUGCGACCGGAAACGGUGGAGAGCCUGUGGUACAUGUACCACUUGACGGGCAACACUACCUACCAAGACUGGGGCUGGAAAAUUUUCCAGGCAUUUGAAAAGUUUGCUCGGGUGGAAAACGGUUACAGCUCCCUGGGCAACGUCAGGAGCGUGUCUGAGAUUAAAUUGCGAGACAUGAUGGAAUCGUUCUUCCUGGGCGAGACGCUGAAAUACUUUUACCUGCUCUUUAGCGACGACCAGAAGACGCUCAGCGUCGACCGCUACGUUCUCAAUUCGGAAGCUCAUUUCUUCCCCAUUCACACUUCCCGAUGACCACAUCCUUUUUGCACCAACUACUUUUUCCCCAUCUUCUUUGACCUUCUCUCUCUCUCUCUCUCUUUUCUUCGAGUAAGAAAAUAUCAUCAAGUUGAAACGAAAACAUUCUAGUGUGCUCACGCGGGAAUUUUGGAGGGGGGAUGGUGGACAUGUGUGUGUCUUGUUUUCUUUAUGUGUGCCGUAUCAAACAACCUGGUUCUUUCACUUAUAUUACUUCACGUUUGUUUGUUUUUUCUCUUUUUUUUAUAAAUUUAUAUAUCUGGUCGAGGAGACGAGAAAUGUGGGGGAUAACACUAAAGAAAAAAGCAAACAGCAACAACAUUAUUAUUGUAUGUUUCAUUACACUAGUCCGAAAAA